AUGAACGUUUUGUCCAAGUUAUUGGACAAGUCUGCAGUGGACCACAAGAUGGGUUAUCAUCCUAAAUGCAAGAACUUAAGCCUUACUCAUUUGAGUUUCGCUGAUGAUAUUCUUGUUUUUUCAGAUGGUAAUUCACGUUCAAUACAAAGCAUCCUAGACGUCUUUGGAAGAUUUGCGAACAUCUCAGGCCUGGUGAUGAGUGUGGAGAAAUCAACGAUUUAUUGUGGUGGUAUGCAGGAGGAGAAUAGGCAGGCAAUACAGAAUCAGUUCCACUUGGAUGUUGGCCAGUUACCUGUUCGAUAUCUUGGCCUUCCACUCUUGACAAAGAGAAUGGGGAAAAAUGAUUAUCAGCCUCUUGUUGAGAAGCUAAAAAAGCGUAUUAGUCUCUGGACAAAUCGUUUUUUAUCUAGGGCUGGGAGACUGCAACUUAUAAAAUCCGUGCUCAUGAGCAUUAUAAACUUCUGGAUGUCAUCUUUUUGCCUUCCAGGAGAAUGUCUGAAGGAGAUUAAUAGUUUGUGCUCAGCUUUUCUCUGGACAGGUCCGGAGUUGAACGCUAGAAAAGCAAAGAUUGCUUGGGAGGUGGUCACGACAAAGAUAGAUGAAGGGGGUCUGGGUCUACGGCCACUGAAAGAAGUUAAUGCAGUUUGUUGUCUGAAGCUAAUAUGGAGGGUCACAUCUUCUCACUCUCUAUGGGCUAGGUGGGUUAAAGAAUAUCUAUUCAAGGGAAAGACGUUCUGGGCAGUUCAUUCAAACUCAACGCUAGGAUCAUGGGUAUGGCGUAAACUGUUGAAGUAUCGCGAUAAAGCGAAAGAGUUUCAUCACAUUGAAGUUAACAAUGGGCGUGGUACCUCAUUCUGGUUCGAUGAAUGGUCAGAUAUGGGUCGCUUAUUUGACAUUGUGGGAGCAAGGGGUUGUAUUGAUAUGGGAAUCUCUUUUACCGCAACGGUGGAAUCUGCUAUGACUCGUCGCCCACGGCGACAUAGAUAUGAUCUUUAUGUUAUGAUUGAGGAAGCAUUGAAUAAACAGAGGAGCAAAAUGAAUCAUGGGAAAGAUGUUGUGUUAUGGAAACACAAUCUGAACACUUUCAAACCAAAGUUUGACACAAAAAGCACUUGGCUGUUGAUUCGUGACUCAAAACCGGAUGUUAGCUGGUACUCUACUGUCUGGUUCCCUUCCUCCACUCCGAAAUACAGUUUCAUGGUCUGGAUGCGAUACAUAAUCGGUUAUCCACUGGAGACAAAAUGCUCCUCUGGAACUCUGGACUAA
Messenger RNA from Brassica oleracea var. oleracea, 1266 nucleotides. RefSeq lists its product as uncharacterized. Bases 1 to 1266 code for a protein of 421 amino acids. The transcript has a single exon. The record is from RefSeq and is a predicted model, not a curated record. Lineage: Eukaryota; Viridiplantae; Streptophyta; Magnoliopsida; Brassicales; Brassicaceae.